Candida dubliniensis CD36 is the source of this 3447-nucleotide messenger RNA. It is a transcript of the gene MED15, whose product is annotated as Med15p. Gene Ontology annotation, cellular component: mediator complex. The transcript has a single exon. The record is from RefSeq and is a predicted model, not a curated record. Gene Ontology annotation, molecular function: transcription coregulator activity. Lineage: Eukaryota; Fungi; Ascomycota; Pichiomycetes; Serinales; Debaryomycetaceae. Gene Ontology annotation, biological process: regulation of transcription by RNA polymerase II. Bases 1 to 3447 code for a protein of 1148 amino acids.
AUGAAUAUUCCUCCAAAUCAGAACUCUCUCCAACAAAUGGGGGGAGGCUCAAACCCUAACGCCUCCUGGAGAGCAAUGUAUAGUGGAGAGGAAAGACAAAAAGUUGUUCAAAUUAUUAUCAACACUUUGACGGAAUUACAUGGAUCGAAUCCAAAUUUCAAUGUCCAACGGUUGACCAAAAUGGCACAAGAUUUCGAGAAGCUCGUGUAUGAGAGAUCAGCAUCCAAAGAAGAUUAUUUGCGGGCUAUUAAAAUGAAAGUGCAUCAACUUAGAGUCCAAAAACAACAGAUUGCUGCUAAUCAAGGUGGUCAAAUCAACCCGCAACAACGACAACAGCAGCAAAUUCCCAACUCGAAUUCCAUGAAUCCUGUCAAUGCCCAAAAUGUUCAAUUUUUGAGACAACAAGCACAAGCUAGAAGUCAGUCUCAAGCCCAAAUUCAAGCUCGCCAACAACAACUUCGUAAUAUGGUUAAUCAACAACAACAACAACAGCAACAACAGCAACAACAGCAGCAACAACAGCAACAACAACCGCAACAACAACAACAACAACAACAACAAACUAUACAACCACAGUCUCAGGAACGCCAACGGGAUCAGCAGAACGCCUCUUCUCAGUCGACUCAACAAAAUGCUGCAAGUGGUGCUGGUAAUGGUGGUAGCAAUGCUUCUUCUGCACAAGGUCAAUUACCCCCUCAGUUGGUUAAUUUGAUGAGAACAUCACCCAUUCCUCCACCGUUGCUUAACAAAAUGCCAAAGUUGCCUGCUGGAGUCAACACUUGGAAUCAGAUUUUUGAUUUAAUUAGAAAGAGGAUGAUACCACCUGAAAUGGUUCCUACUAUUAGAGAUAUCCAUGGUAUGCAUUUGCAGGUGUUUAUACGUCAACAGCAGCAAAAGUUGAGCAUGCAAAGGAAUACAAAUGAGAUUCCAGGAAACAGCAGCGACAAUUUAGUACAGGGUCCAAGCGCUAAUAACAAUGAUAUCAAUACUAAUCCCCAUAAUAACAAUAAUCCCAACACCAAUAAUUUUAAUAAUUUGACUCCUCAGCAAAGAGAACUGUUGUUGAGACAAACAAGAAUGCAGCAGCAGUUAGGACAGCAGAAACAAGGACAACAACCAACUUCUCUGUCACAACAACAACAACGACAACAGUCUGUUUCUCAGUCUAAUCAGACUUCUCAGUUGGCACAACAACAGAAUAACCAGCAACCACAACAACAGUUUACUCCUGGUCAACAAAAGCCACAGAUUACAAUUACUCAAGAAGAUUAUGCUAAAUACAGCAAUGAUGCUUUGAAUUUAUUGGCAAAAUUACAACAGCAGAAGCAAAUGCAGGGUCAAAUUAAUGGUCAAAUGAAAGAAGCAUUUAUUAAAAAGUUCAUCCUUCAUCAAAAGGCUUUGCAAUACAAACAGCGGCUUUCUCAACAGGCCACAAGUAAUGCUAAUGUUAGCAUGGUUCCUUCUGGUUCAAAUCAGCAGCAGCUUGCCAAAAUGCCUAACCAACAACAACAACAAAUGUCACAGUCACAACCUCAUACUUCACAGCAAUCACCAAUUCUUCAGCAGUCACAACUAGCACAGCAAGCACCUGUCCAGACUUUACCACAAAGCCUGCCCUCAUUAGGUAAUAUGGCCACACCCCAAAUGAAACAAGGUGUCACAACAAAUCCGACUAAUCUUUCUUCUCCAUUGGUUCCCCAACAGAUGCUAGUUAACAACAAUAAUUCUGGUCCUCAAAAUAGUAAUGUUAACCGUGGAAGACCAGUAACUGCACCAGCAAAUAUCACAAUGUCUUCUAUUUUGCCUCCCCUCACAGAUGAAGUCAAAAUUAGAUUGAGACAGUUGAUAGAAGAGGUAUCACGUAACAACGUAGUUUUGAGAGAUGUCACUAGUUUGCUCUCCGAGCAAGACAAAACUACUGUUCGUGAAUCCAUGAAUCGAAUUCAGGAACAGUACAGUAACGUGGAUAGUAUUAUUAGUUAUUUCUACUUGCUCACAAAGAAUGGUGAUGGUACUAAACGUUUAAUUCAAAUGAAAUAUAUGACAAAGAACAUUUUAGAUAACUUGCAUAGAGGAAUCUAUUUAGCAGGACCAGAUUUGUUGGAAAAGGUAAGAAGUCAAUACGCCAAGUAUUUUGAUUAUGUCAAGGAACAGAUAAACUUGAGAAGACAGCAAGUACUUCAGCAAGGUGGUGCUAAUAUAAUGCCUCAACAGCAGCAGCAGCAGCAACAACAACAAAAUAUGGUGAGACUGCAACCUCAGUCUCAACAGCAACAGCAAAUGAUGCAGAAUCAAGCCAGAAAUCAGGCAUUUAUGAAUCAAAAUCAACAAACAGCAAUGCAACAGCUGCAGCUGAACCAGCAAGUGAAUCAAGGUAACUGGGGUGCUGGAGCAAGUGGAUCUAACAAUCAAAUGAAUUUGACGCCGCAGCUACUGCAGCAACAACCGCCACAACCGCUACCACCUCAACAACAACAACAACAACAACAACAGGCAAUGCAACCAGGCGUUAAUAGUAGUCCUGUGAUUCCUCAACAACCGACACCGAUACAACAUCCGAUGUCAGGACCGCAACAAGUACCUGUGCAGCAACAACAACAACAACCAUCUCAAAGACAGCAGUCAGUUACUAAAGCAUCACAAAAGCUGGCAAAAACGAGUAAAAAAGGCACCGGCCAGGGAAGAAAGAAAAAAGCUUCAAUCAGUGCUGGCACGGCACCUACUCCUGGAGCUUUACCUGCUACUACACCUGGUACAUUGGCGAAUGCAAUUAAAACACCCCAUAAUAUGCCUACACCACAGAUACCACCUCAAACUCACAGCAACAAGAAUACGCCUAGUGCCCAGUCCCCAGCUUAUCCAGUAAAGGCAACUCCAUCAAGUACCACUCCAGGAACCACAAAUCACGCUAACAAUCCAAGUUAUGUGUAUCCUACUCCUGAGAUUGAUAUAUUUGCUAUGAGCUCAAAUGAUUCGAAGCUGGCUAAACGUCGCGAGCUAGUAAACACUGAUCCUGAGAAGUUUUUCUAUGCUUCAUUGGCCAAUUUGUUAGAGUUGGACGAAGCUAUUGUCAACAAUCAAGAAAUUAUGAAAACAUCGCCAAGACUCUCUAAUGGUAAACCUGCUGCUACUUCACCGUUAUCACCAAAAACUGGUGGAGAAUGGACGAGUGAAGUCAAGCCAUUAGCUAUAACAACGUCAUUUAAGCAAGUGGAUAUAAUUCGAGAAUUAACUAACGAUGACAUUAUUUCAUCUUCACCAAUGUUGGUAAUUCAAGAGGUCGAAGAACCACAACUGAUUAAAAGAGAACGCGAGCCAGAAGAUGAUUUGGAUUCUUUGUUCACCAACAAAAAGGCGAAUCUUGACGGUUUGGAUUUUGAUAGAUUUCUUUACGAGCCUAUAUCGUUUGAUGACUGGAAGGAUUUUGUUGUUUCUUCCAUACAAUGA